UUUACCUUCGUUUCUAUUUCUCCCAAGAAAACCAGGGAAAAUCUAAGAAAAAGAAAAGGGGGGAGGAAAUGUUAGGGUUGGUCUCUUGUAUACAUCCCCAAAUCCCGUCAACUUCUCCAAAUCUAUAUUUUAAUUUCAAAUAUGCUCCUGUAUUUCUGAAACCCCAAAUCCAUAUCCCAAAACGUCCUCCACGCUCAUUUCUCUUUGCUCAAAACGGGAACAAGGAUGACUUAACCAAACAACCCAACAAGAAACCACAAGGAGAAGAAAAACAAUCAAAGGUUCCACCGGAGGGGUCCUUUAACGGGAAUGACGGAGGGGAAUCGAGGAAUGAAGGACGGUCGAUGUUUAAUUUCAGGUUGGGUGACUUGUUGGACCCAGAUCCUGAUAACAUCGUAGCCCUUGGAUUGACGGGUCUGCUAACGUGGGCCAGUGUUCAGGUUUUGUGGCAGUUGUUUUUGAUCUCAGGGGCUAUUCUUUUAGCUGCUCUUAAGUACUCUUUCAUUGCUGCUCUUCUUCUUUUCAUUCUAAUUACUCUGCUUUGAUGAACUUUGUAUUUGGUUUGUAUAUUAAUUCUGAAUUCUUCCUAGUUCUUUUUAAUUAAAAAAAUUUCACUUGAGUUUAUCAAAA
Molecule: messenger RNA, 630 nt
Organism: Gossypium raimondii (Peruvian cotton)
Lineage: Eukaryota; Viridiplantae; Streptophyta; Magnoliopsida; Malvales; Malvaceae
Exons: 1
Coding region: 69-545 (158 amino acids)
Source: RefSeq, a predicted model, not a curated record